This is a messenger RNA of Striga asiatica, 2988 nucleotides long. The record is from the annotation of a GenBank genome assembly. NCBI's taxonomy places the organism in Eukaryota, Viridiplantae, Streptophyta, Magnoliopsida, Lamiales, Orobanchaceae.
AUGGUGCUGCGGACCUGCGGCGGUUCUUCCACAGACCACACUCGCUCAGUUCAACCUUUUCGCUCUUCAUGUAAGCUUCAAUCCCUUUCUCCCCCUUUCAGGUCUUCUCUUUUUGUGGGGUUUAACAAACCCCGUGCUCCCAAUAAUCUUCCCAAAUACACACAAAUUCCCCAUGCCCAGAACAAACCUUUUAAGCUUCAGUGUCAUUCCCAGAUUGUAGCUUCACCAGAUAAGAAGAACGUGAAUAAUAAUAAGGGGAAAAAAAAGAACAAUUCCGGAGGCAAUUUGCCUUCGAUUUUACGGGCUUUAGAAGUCGGCAUGAAUUUCGAAAAGAUUCUCGACUCUUACCAUGGGAAACUCGGCCCCAAAGAGCAGACAGUGAUUUUGAAGGAACAGGGCAAGUGGGAUAAGGUUAUGAGGGUUUUUGAGUGGUUUAAGUCUCACGAAGAUUAUGUCCCAAAUGUCAUACACUAUAAUAUUGUGCUUCGUGAACUGGGCAGAGCCAAGAAAUGGGAUGAAUUGAGGCUCUGUUGGAUUGAAAUGGCAGAAAAGGGUGUUCUGCCCACGAAUAACACAUACAGCAUGCUUAUAGAUGUAUACGGGAAAGCUGGGCUGGUGAAGGAGGCUCUUCUGUGGAUUAAACACAUGAAAUCAAGAGGGAUUUUUCCAGAUGAGGUCACCUUGUCUACUGUUAUCAAAGUUUUGAAGGAUGCCAAGGAAUAUGAUAGGGCACAUAGGUUCUAUAAAGAUUGGUGUGCUGGUAAAAUCAACAUGGAAGAUCUCGAUCUGGAUAGCAUGGGUGACCAGCAAUCCAUUAGUUUGAAACAGUUUUUGAUGUCCGAGCUUUUCCGUACGGGUGGGAGGUCUCAUCAUUUAACUAACGACAUUGAUAGUUAUGUGAGAAAACCACGUCUAACCGCUACUUACAAUACGCUUAUAGACUUGUAUGGAAAGGCGGGCCUCUUAAAAGAUGCUGCGAAUGUGUUUUCUGAUAUGUUGAAUUCUGGUGUGGCUCCCGACACCUUUACGUUCAACACGAUGAUUUAUAUCUGUGGUAGUCAGGGACAUUUGUCUGAGGCCAAGGCUUUGCUUACUAAAAUGGAGGAAAGAGGGAUUUCUCCCGAUACCAAGACUUACAACAUUUUCCUUUCGCUGCAUGCGAGUGCAGGUGACAUAGAUGCUGUUCUUAGAAGCUAUAGAAGGAUUAGGGAGAUGGGUCUUUUUCCUGAUGAUGUAACUUACCGAGCUGUCCUUAAGAUACUGUGCGAGAAAAAUAUGGUUCAGGAUGUGGACUGUGUAAUUCAAGAAAUGGAGAAAAUGGGUAAGCGUAUUGAUGAAAGCUCUCUCCCAGUACUGAUUAACAUGUACAUUGGUGCUGGAUUGUGCGAAAAGGCAAAGGCGUUGGUCGAGAAAUGUAAGUCGUAUGGAGUUCAGUUUUCACCCAAGGUUUAUGCGGCUAUAAUUGACGUGUAUGCGGAGAAGGGACUUUGGGCUGAGGCUGAGGCUUUGUUCUGUAGCAAAUGUGAACACAAGGAUGUCUUGGAGUAUAAUGUUAUGAUAAAAGCUUAUGGUAAGGCGAAAUUGUACGAAAAAGCAGUCACGCUCUUCAGGGGCAUGAGAAAUCAAGGUACGUGGCCUGACGAAUGCACGUACAACUCCCUUAUUCAGAUGCUUGCCGGAUGUGAUUUGGUGGACAGCACACGAGCUUUUCUAGUCGAAAUGCAGGAAGAAGCUAGGUUCCGACCCAGUUGUUCGACCUUUGCAGCCGUCAUUGCUUGCUUUGCAAGGAACAAGAUUCUCGCGGAAGCAGUCGAGGUGUUUGAGAAGAUGCCGGAAGCAGACGUGAAGCCGAACGAAGUCGUGUACGGGACCUUGAUCGACGGUUUCGCUGAGGCGGGAAAUUUCGAAGAGGCGGCUCGUUUUUUCCGAGCCAUGGAAGAUUCCGGAAUCUCGCCCAACCAGAUAAUUCUAACGUCGAUGAUCAAGGCAUAUGGAAAGAUUGGGUCCGUGGAGGGAGCUAAGAGGAUCUACGAGAGGAUGAAGAUGAUAUUCGGUGAUGGGCUCGACAUUGUGGCCUCCAAUAUCAUGCUUUAUCUGUAUGGUGAAUUCGGGAUGCUAUCCGAGGCAGAAGCGUUGUACGACCAUUUAAUAGAAAAUAACCGAGCAGAUGGAGUUACGUACACGACCAUGAUUUAUGUUUACAAGAACCUGGGAAUGCUCGACGAGUCCGCCGAAGUUGGUAGGAAGAUGAAAAACUCUGGCUUGGUCACGAAUUGCGUGACGUACAAUAAACUGAUGGCGUGUUUUGCUACAAACGGGCAGUUGCUCGAGUGUGGCGAGUUUCUGCAUGAGAUGUUAAUGGAUAAGAAGCUUUCGCCAGAUGAGGGAACUUUUAAGGUUUUAUUUGCAGUACUGAAGAAAGGAGGUUUCCCUGGCGAAGCUGUACAACAGCUCGAGUUAUCCUACAAAGAAGGGAAACCCUUUGCCAAGCAAGCCAUUAUAAUUUCCGUUUUCUCUGCAGUCGGUUUGCAUGAAUAUGCGCUAAAAUUAUGUGGGGUUUUUGCCAAACGAGAAGAAGGGCUCAACUCAUUUGUUUGUAGUGCCGCUAUUCGUGCGUAUACGGCUUAUGGGAAAAUCGAUCGUGCGUUGAAUGUGUUCAUGAGGAUGCAGAAUGAAGGGGUGAAGCCUGAUAUUCUUACGCUAAUCAGUCUCGUGGGUUGUUAUGGGAAAGGUGGGAUGGUGGAAGGAAUCGAGCGCGUGCAGAGCCGUUUGAGAUAUGGUGUGGUUGAGCCUAGUGAGUCAUUGUACAAGGCUGUUGUGGAUGCUUAUAUGAAUGCCAAUAGGCAGGAUCUUGCUAAAUUGGCCAGUCAAGAGAUGAGAAUUGUUUUGAAUGAUGCUAAUCGUCUGUUUAUGGACUCUGAAUCUGAGGACACUGAUGAAGCCUUUAUGGACUCUGAUUCUGAGUAUGCUGAUGAUAUCAGUGAAUGA